This is a messenger RNA of Lampris incognitus (smalleye Pacific opah), 3967 nucleotides long. RefSeq names its product sarcolemma associated protein b (gene slmapb). Lineage: Eukaryota; Metazoa; Chordata; Actinopteri; Lampriformes; Lampridae. Gene Ontology annotation, cellular component: acrosomal membrane. The record is from RefSeq and is a predicted model, not a curated record. Gene Ontology annotation, biological process: acrosome assembly; single fertilization. The transcript is spliced from 13 exons. The coding region runs from base 966 to 2189 and encodes 407 amino acids.
UCCGCUGUCUGAGCUGGACCCUGGCCGGCGUUUCUUUGCAUCUCAUCAAGAAGAGAGCCAAGUUAGAAAGUCAUGUUUUCUAGGCAUCCGGGUAGCGCAGUGGUCUAUUCCGUUGCCUACCAACACAGGGAUCGGCGGUUCAAAUCCCCGUGUUACCUCCGGCUUGGUUGGGCGUCCCUACAAUCACAAUUGGCUGUGUCUGAUGGUGGGAACCUGGAUGAGGGUUGGUGUAGAGGCCGAUCCUGGAGCCACAUAAUGGGGGGAGGCCUGUGUGUGACAGCUUUUUACGAGGCAUGGCUGAUGCACCUGCAGCCACCACAGGGAGUGGCCAGAGUCCAAUGGCAUGGAGAACCAAGACGAUUGGGGACCGCCCUCUGUUGCAGCCUUCAUCCACCUUCACUGCCGUUGUGACCUGGAGACCUCUUCCACCAGUUCCACCACUGAGGUCUUUGUUGGAUCGCGCUUCACCUGGAACCUCACCCUUGACCUGUCCGCCUUGGGUGACCCUACCAGGAGCCAAGCUCCAGACGGCAUAGCUCUUGGCAUCAUUGGUACACGCAAGCUUCUCCACCACGGCAAGCAUGCAGCUGCAGCUUCCGAGAUGCCCUACUCGGAUGCAUGACCUAGUGUGGUGAGGCUGGGAACUUCAAACCUAAGACGGGGAAGAGGGGGGAUUCUGUGUCACGGCAAAUUCGUCUGACUCACCUCCGGAGUGCCAUUUUAAUCAGCCUUAAGGUAUUUCCUCGCUCUUUCCUGUUGGUUUUUAUUCUCCAAAGGGUUCAGUUCGACAAAAGUGUGGAGUCUGGUCCGGAGCGGUUGUCUCUGCCUGUGUUCUCCCCCCCUCACCAGAUGGACUCUUCCAUUUCGCAUCUGAAAAUUCAGAUAGUUGGAGAGGAGUUCUUCAUGUCAGGGACUGCUGUAGCUCAAGCACAUAUAAUAGCCCUCGCAGCAACUAAGCACAGCAAAUGGACGGGAAGGAGUUGAACGACCCCCUGAACAGCGUCUCCCUCAUUAAAGAUGAGCUAAACCAGUCAAACAUGGGGUCAUCUGGUGACUCGGAGAAGAUCAUCCAGCAGUUGAUUGAUGAGCUCCAUGAAGCCCAGGAGCUCGCCAGCACUGAGAAACUCAAAUGCAUGGAGCUACAAGGUCUUCUGGAAGAUGAAAAACAUGAAAAUAAACUUCAUGCUGAGGAAUCUGCAAAACAGAUAAAACUCCUCCAAGGCCAACUGCAGCAGCUUCGGGAUGAAAUUGGGCUUCUCAGGGAGCAAAGAGAUGACGCCUCCUCCACGUCACACCAUGAACUCAAGAGUGCACGUGACGAGGUGAAGUCACUGCAACGUGCGCUGGAGGCAGCCGCCGCUGAACGCGAGCAUGAGGUCACCGCUAUCCAGAGUAACCUAGCAACUGUCACUAAGGACCUGGACAAAUGGCGUCAGACUGCCAGCAAAUAUGAGCACGAGAUCGGGGGCCUACAGGGUGACCUUCAACAACAGAGCAAGCAGUGGCAGAAAACUGCAGAAAUACAAGCGAGUGAGCUGCAAUCUAUGCAGAAGGAGUGUAAUGGCCUCCAGAAGGAGUGCUCCCUCCUGCGCUCUGAAAAACAGGACAUUCUCAACAAGCAUCAGCAGGAACAAAAUGGUCUCCAGAGCGAAUGUGCUGCCCUCAGGGCUGAGAGGGAGGAACUCCUCAAGGCUCACCAGAAGGAGAAGGGCAGCCUGCAGAAUGACUGUGCAGCUCUGCACUCUGAGAAGGAGGCCUUGCUGAAAAAACAGCAGCAGCUAGAGAAGGACCUUGCCAGUUUGCGUGCCCAGAAUGCAGAGCUGAACAACAGCCUGAAGGCCCUAGAGAGAUCCCAGGAGGAGCUGGAAAAGAGGCUGGGGGCCUUGCAGCUGCAGCACCAGGAGGAGAGCACCAAGCUUCAGACCCAACUGGAUGAGGCUCAGAGCCACACCAAGGACCUGCAGAGAGAGUACGAGGAAGCUAAAACUGAGCUGUCAGACCUCAAGGAGAAAUAUGAGAAGACAGAGCAGGAAAAGCAGGCAAUCACAGAUGAACUUCAGGGGUGCAAAGCUGACAUGAAGGACCUACAGGAAAAAGGGACCAAGACUUCCCUUUUGCUGCCUGUUCAAGCCAUAGUCACCGGCCUUAUCCUGGCUUUGCUGUAUUGGUGCUUCGGCGCAUUGUGGUAGAAAGAAACCAUGGAUGGUGUGGGGGUCUGCGGUUGCUGUGGCUCUGACAGCUGUGACUGUUGCCGUGCUCUUCAGGACCUGAGGGCGUGUAUAUACACACAUAUACACACGCACACUGACGCAAGUGAAUUUGUUUUCCGUCAUCGGGUUUCUCCGCACCGAAACUGAAAAAUCAUUACCUCCUUAUCGAUUCUCCACUAUUAAUUGAGGGAUGGCUCAUAAUUACACUCGUUAAUUUUUAAAAUGCUAUAUCAUGGACAGAAGAGAAGCCAGUAAAAGUAUGUCAGGUAUGUGUGCAGAUGACUGAUCUUUGCGUGCAGUUUGGUCUAAGUAGAUUUUUUUUUUAUCAUAGGGAAUCUAGCAGGCCCAUUUCUCCCCUUUACCAUUUUGCAGUAGGACCUACAAGACAUCCAGUAAUGAAUGUAAAAAAUAACGCACACGCUUCACUAAUUCUAUGUAAACGAUGAUACUGCAGACGGAUUCCCUCGAGGACCAGCUGCCCUAAACACAACUCACCUGUCUAAUUCAAAUGAACUGAAACUGCCACAGUUGUAUAGGCCGCAGUUCAAUGCAUGAUGAGACCCCGUAGGUAGUUAAAGCAUUGGUACAUGGUUGUGGUGAGCGCCGCUAUGAUAUAGUGAGGCUAUCUGUUAGCUUAACCAAUAUCAGUAUAAAUAAAAUAGAUGAAGAAGAUAUACCAAUCAAUCCUCUGUAGCAUUUGCGAACCCAUGAAAUCGCCGGGAACAUCAAGAACCGGCUCUUUUUCUCAUCUCAUUCAUUUUUCUACCAUCCAACAAGGUUUCUUUCACACAUAGCUUGUGGAAAGUAAUGAAAACAGAGAGUCCAGAACUGAUUUAAUGGAUCUAUUUUGUAGCACUUUACCUCGAACGAUUGCCGAAACGUUCAAAAUGUAGCUCAAAGGAAAGCCUUUAUUUUUCACGCGUAAUGAAAUGAGCACGACAACAGCAUCAGUUCUCAUUAAACCGUGGGACGAGCGUUUCCCCCCCAUCGGCUCACGCAAUGUUGUAUUCCAUGGAAAUAUCCACUUUCCUUGUGUUUGACUGCUGUUGUUGUAUUUUUGGUUCUUAAUAUUUUCUUUUUUUCCAUCUAACAUACAUUACUUUGCAGGGAAACAAAAAUCAAGCUAAACAAGAAAACCUGUUAGGGUUAUAGUUCAUGUUUAUACCAAGACCUUCUCUCAUUUUACUUGAUUGACCACGGCAAUUAGCUUCCAACCACUUCCCAUGAAGCAUCCCGUAAUUUUUUGGGGAGAGGUAGAAGAGAACAACGGAUUUUUUUUUUUUUAGUUGCAUUGUUGGAACACGGCUGCAUGUAGAAUAGCGGGGUUUUUUUAUAUCUAUAUACAGCUUAUCACAAAAAGCUACUAACUUUCACAUUAUGAUAUUGUUGUCCGCCACUAAUAACUGUUGUUAAAAACACUAUCUUCUGGUCCAUGAAACUGAUGUAACCCUAAACUUGACUGGUUAAUUGAUAAUAAAUAAUAAAAAAAGCUUCAUGUUGGCAUUCACUCAGAACUUUCUUUGCAGUACUGUAAGCGUUCGGAUGCAUUUUACCACACGGCCUAAAGGUUCAUGGGAAAAUUACAAUGCACUAGUUUAUUUGAGAGUCACUGUGUUUAAAUUUGGACUUUGCUUACAUCCCUGUAAAUAACUGCAAAAUGUAUUUUGUUAAAAGAUGGAAAGGUAUAGUUUCUCGAGUUCAAAGCUUAUGACUAACUGUUCUGAAGUGUAAGUGUGACCUUGAUUAAAGAUCAUAAA